AUGACGACAAAACCACUUGCUAUUAUAACAGGAGCGGCAUCAGGAAUUGGUAAUGCUGUAGCUAGACAAUUGGCAAAAACUCAUUCACUUCUACUGAUUGAUCGAGCCGAAUUUAAAGACAAUAUUGAAGCAGAAACAUUUCAAAUCGAUGUUUCCAAUGCAAAUGAAUGGCACAAAGUGACAGAUGCAAUUAAAGAACGACCUAUCGAUUUUAUUAUGCUUAAUGCAGGUAUUGGAUUAAAACCUUCAUGGACUGAUCCAGAUGGAUGGCGUAAAUUAAUGGAUACAAAUUUAUUUGGCGUAGUCAAUGGAAUUGCAGCUAUUCUUCCGUUAAUUGAAAAUAAAAAAGCAACAAUUGUCAUUACUGGAUCCAAACAAGGAAUUACUAAUCCACCUGGAAAUCCAGCAUAUAAUGCUUCAAAAGCUGCUGUUAAAUCAUUGGCAGAACAUCUUUCUUAUGAUCUUCGUAAGACAAACAUCGAUGUAUAUCUUCUUAUUCCAGGAUAUACAUAUACUGGAAUGACUCAAGGUGCAUCGACAAGUAAACCGGAUUCAGCAUGGACUGCAGAUCAAGUUGCUUCUUAUAUGUUUGAAAAAAUUGAACAAAAACAAUUUUAUAUUCUCUGUCCAGAUAAUAGUGUUACUAAUGAAAUAGAUCAUAAACGUAUGGCUUGGAAUUUACGUGAUAUUACUGAAGGUCGUCCAGCUCUUUCAAGAUGGCGAGAAGAAACUGCUGAUGAAUUUGAAAAAUACAUGAAACAAUAA
Adineta steineri is the source of this 765-nucleotide messenger RNA. Lineage: Eukaryota; Metazoa; Rotifera; Eurotatoria; Adinetida; Adinetidae. The record is from the annotation of a GenBank genome assembly.